UCUGUUUUUCUUGCCCUUCCUUCUGUUUACUCUGUGAUCAUCGAGCGUAUGCGAUCUGUCUCGUCUCAUUUUCUGACUCUUUGCGACUUGGUCACCGGAGCGAAAGACCAAGACAAAACCGCAAAGUAUCCAGGAUGGCCGAUCAGAUCCAGCAUCGUCUCCACACGGAGGCAACGGCGGCUGCCCCAGCAGACCAGCCGGGUCUCGAGGCGGUACCGAGGCGGUACUCCACAACGCCGAACCCGUACGACCCUUCCGAGUUCCAGAGCCCGCCGGGAAAGUCAACGCGGUCAACAAUGACGCAGGCCUACCACCCGAUGUAUGCUUCCGCCGUGGCGGCAGACGCACCGCCAGCAGAGCGACGGCGCGUCCUCGGUCUGACGGUCCCUGUGUUUUGGGGCUUGGUGAUUGCGCUUGUGAUGAUCCUUACUGGGGGGAUCGCCGGCGGUGUAGCCGGAGGCUUGGCAGUGCAAAAGGCUGAUGGUUCCGCGGUGUCGGUAGACCCAUCUUCAACAGCCUCAGCAACCUCAUCCACCACCCGCUCCAUCCCAACCGGCCUACGCUCCGCCCCGACGGACGGCGGCUGCCCCAGCGGCAAGCUGCCAGACUUCACGCCCACCGACGGCGCUGGCAACGAGAUACAAAUCGGCUCCGAUCUUCGGGCGCAGACAUUCCGUCAGAAGACGGGCGCGGUCAACCCAGAUCUCUACGAUAUUCUGCAGGUGUAUGUCUCGACGUUUGAAGAGUGCAUGACUCUCUGCGCGGCGCAUAAUAAAAAGUAUGAGGCAAACCUUGCCAGCGGAUAUGUCAAGGAAGGGGGGGUUUAUUGCCGCUCGGUGGUUAUGCUUAAGACGCUGGGCGGGUCUUGUUACUUGAAGAAUAAUACUGGCAAGGUAGAUACGCAGGAUCGCGCCGGGGAAUUUGUUAGUGGUGUUCUUACUACUGUGCUGUAGACGACGUAGGAGUUGGAUGCAUGUCGAUUUGAGCGUUUGGGCGAGACUUUGGAACUGGAGAAAUUUCGUGUUUGUAGACGAGUCUCUCAAGAGACAUAAUAUCGAUAGUUUGCCGCUAAUUAAUUUGGUCACCUUGUCUAAUCAUCUCCACACAUCCUGAAAUGGGAUAUCUGUCGAGGACUGAGGUCCCAAGUUUUGCGUAGGAAGAGGUCUCGGACUAAGCUCCGCGGAGACGGUGUCUUUGCGUCACUCACAUAUACACUCUCUGUCUCUCCAUGUUUCAGCAAUUAUCGUCAUGUCACGUCGCUCAAAUCAGGACGGGCAAAAGCC
Molecule: messenger RNA, 1283 nt
Organism: Colletotrichum phormii
Lineage: Eukaryota; Fungi; Ascomycota; Sordariomycetes; Glomerellales; Glomerellaceae
Exons: 2
Coding region: 135-953 (272 amino acids)
Source: RefSeq, a predicted model, not a curated record